CGUUAGGCGAGAGUUUUUUUUAUUCUGUCCAGGGCUAUUUGUCCCAUUUUUGAUCACAGCGUAUAGGUGAUAUUUCGAACUAUUGCGUUACUUUAAGGUGACGUUAGUGACUGUCCAUUGUUUGAUACUCGCUAUGGAAAAUCAGAAGGAUAGAAACUUGGAAUUCUAUGCGGAAGAAGUCAGAAAAAGGCAGGAUUUAGAAAAAGAAAAGGAGGGAGAAAAAGAGUUCCUACGUACCUCAUUACGUGCGUCUAGCCGUUUGCAAGUUAUUGAAAAAUACAGAAGAAUCAUCAAAAAAGACGAAUACAAGAGGUCUGAGGUAAAUCAAGCAUUUGAAGAUGAUUCAAAGGCGGAAAGCAGCUCAGAACUCACGGAACUUUUGUGCUAUCUGCGGACAAAGAUGCCAGUUCCAAGAGAAGAGAAAGAGAAUAAAUUCCAAUCAUCAGAUGUCACACUUCCAACAAACGAAACUACUUUGGAUUUAGAAACGGAACAGUGGGAGUGGCUUUUAAACGUUCUAUCUGAUCCAAAUUUAUCAAAAGCAUUUCUUAUGCAUGACAAAGUGGCGAAAGCAUAUGAGACUUGUAAAAGUGUUAUGCAUCCUAAACCAAGAUAUCGUUGGCCUGUUUUAGCUGGAUUAGCAUAUGACACGAUGGAAGCUGUUAAAGAACAACUAUUAGCAGCAUUAAAGAAUCCGGGUCAAUUUGAUGCGUUUACUUUAAAUUGUAUCUCCGCAAUACUUAAUUUAUGCUCAUCCCCUUUAUUUCAGAACUUAUUAAUUGCUAUGGAUGGAUUAGCAAAUACAUGGCUUUUUGAUGCUGAUGAUGAUUUUGUUGCAUCUGAAAGUUUAGAGUUAUCAGAUGAUAUCGAUAGAAACUCUAUUUCCAAUUCAUAUAUUCAAAAAUCUUCUGUCCCAGGUUGUUAUGCUACACUUGCAUACGAUGAUCAAGGUCGUGAUUCCUAUUCAGAACACGGAGUUAGAUUAAAAUACGUAAUUCUUCAAAAAGCUGGUAAUGAAUUCUUGGGAGCUACGGUUCGUUUGGAGAGAAAUUCAGUUCUAAUUGCUCGGAUUGUUAAUGGAGGAUUAGCCUGUAAAACGAACCUUCUCCACGAAGGUGAUGAACUGUUAUCUGUCAAUGGAAUUGAACUAUUAGGGAAAGAUUUGAAUACAGUAUGUGAUAUUAUGGCUUCACUACAGGGGAGAAUUGUUCUUCUUGUUGCACCGGCACUUGAUCCAUAUUCAUCAGUAUCGACUAAAGGAAUUAUACAUCUACGUGCAUUAUUUACUUAUGAACCAAGUGACGACCGUUAUAUAGCAUGUAAAGAAUUGGGUUUAGGAUUUACCAAAGGAGACAUUAUACAUGUUACCGGCAGAAAAGAUCCAAAUUGGUGGCAAGCCUAUCGGAGUGAUGAAGAACGUGGUCUGUCUGGUGCAAUAGGAACAUUAGCUGGUCUCAUACCUAGUCCAAUUUAUCAACGUAAUCGUGCUAUAUUACGCUUAAAAUAUUGGUUAACUAGUGGAACUGAAGAUAUUGAAUUCGAAGAAGAUUCAACAGACUCCGAUUCAACUGGAUCAACUGUUAUUAAGACAGAAAAGCCUACGAAUAAGUCGAAAGAGAAGAAGUUUCUGGGAAUUAAAUUUCCAACAUUUAAAAAUACACACUUUAGUAGCAGAUCUACUUCACCAUCAGGUCAAGAUACUAAUCAGACCGAUUCAAAAAGUGAACUGACAUCUGUGGAUACAAGUGAAGGUGAUUUAACGGAUGGAGUUGUAUAUACACCAGAAGAUGAUUCGCGUUGUGUUAUGAAUAGUACUGUGUUAAGUUCAGCUUAUGGUGAUCGUAUGUCUGGUUUAACAAAACCUACUGAUCUUUCGUCAGCUAAUGCAAUCAAUGAAUGGUCAGCUGCUGGACCAGUAUGGGGUCAACAUGGUUAUGAUCUUCGAACUCUACGUGCACGUCGUAAACGCAAUAGACGAAAACUCUCUUCAACAAAUAGAUCGUCUCCAUGUCUAGAAGGUUUAAAAUCCUGGAAAAAAGAUAAAAAGCAUGGUGAAUAUUAUCCAUUUCUUGUUCCUGUCCCAGAUAAUGAAUUACAGUCGAGUGAUGAUCCUGUAGCUUGGUUAGAUAAAGAAGUUGCUCGUGGCUAUAUGAUCCAUUAUAGUUUAUGGACUUAUGAACCCGUCGCUCAGUAUAUCCCACAACCACUUCGUAGACGGCCACUUGUGUUUGUUGGACCAGCACAUGUCGGACGGCAACAAAUUUUACAGCACCUCAUUCAACGAGAACCUGAUCGAUUUUUUCAAGCGGCUAUUUAUACAACAAAUUCAAAUUUGAAGAUAGAUACAAAAUUUUCUUAUAUUUACAUCACAGAAGAAGAGUUUCGAUUAAAACGUAAACAAAAAGAAUUCAUUGAAUGGGGAUUAUUUAAUCGUGAUUAUUAUGGAACUAGUAAAUUAACUGUACGACAAUUAGUAAAUGAAGGCAAAAUAUGUUGUAUAUCCUUAAGACCUGAUUCUUUACGUAAAAUACGGUCAAGUGGUCUGGAUCCAUAUGUCAUAUUUAUUUCACCACCAGAACGAGUAGAUGAUUUACAACGUUUACGUAAAAAUUUAAAUCUAACUGGUAAUUGUUCUGUAAGUUUAUAAAAAAUUUUAUCAAUUCAUCAACUAAUUAAGUAGUAUAUUAUAGUGUAUAUGAUUUGUUUGUUGAUUAUAAAUAAUUUUCUUUUAUAUGUGCGUAUGUGUUUAUGACUUUUUUUCAACUGUUUAUUAUAUGUAAACUGAUUGAUUGAACUUUUGAAUACAUCAUAAUGCAUUAAUUAUCUCGUGUUACUCUAAACGUAAAUAUUUGCAAAUUGUUGAAUAUGUAUUUGAUGAUGUAAAACAGAGUUGAAGUAACUAUCAUCUUAUAUCUAGAGCUUAGAUUCUUGCUAUACUGUGUACAACGUGAACACUUGAACACUAGAACCCUCCAAGUCGUAAAUUAGAAGAGAGAAGACAAGUGGAAAGAAACCUUAUUUCAAACAAUGUCAAAUAUAGUACAGAACACUCAGGUAUUUAUAGUUUUUAGUAAAAAUGAAAUCAGCAUUACGAUCAUCCAAUACUCAUGCAGUGGUUCUCAACAUUUGUCUAGUCAGGAAUCUACACGUCAAGAUUGUGGAAUUUCCUUCUCAAAAAUAGUUGGAUGAAAUGUCUUCAGCUUUUUCAGAGCUUCUUUGAGUUCACUCGAGGGCCUUUCUCAUAUAAAAUAAACUAUCUCCUCUUAUUAUACUAAAAGCUAAUAGUUCAUCAGUUAGAUAAAUGCUUUUAGCUGGAAACACUUAAGCUGAAAUGACACCUUGUUUAAAAAGCUAUUUGUCAUUAUUGAACAGAUUAAGCAGAUAUUUUUGAAGUAUUAGAUUAGUCAGAAAGAAUAAUAGGAAAGAAGACAAGUUUGAGGCGAAAGGUACUGGGUUCGAGUCCAGAGUGAACAUCAGCUGACGAGUCCCGAAUAGGACGAAAUGCGCGUUCUGGAUUCCACUAUCCAUCUUUGCCUAUAAUGCUUGUGCAUUAGGACAAUAUCCAUGCGAUACGCACAGUAUGCAUAUACGCCAAUAAGAGACUGACCAGUUGCAGUUCUAAACAUCAAUGGUAAGAUUCAAACAAACAAUACUAAGAUGCAGAUUACAUUUUCAAGAAUACAAUAAACCCAUAUUUUGUUGCCAAAAAUUUCAUUUUCUUCUAAACAGAUUAAAAUUUGUUGUUUUUCACAAUUUCAUAUCAACACAUACCAGAUUACUAAUUUUUUUGAUUGUUUCACAAAAAUAUUUUUUUUAUUUUUAUUAUUUUGGCACUGUACAAUAUUUUUUUUGAAUAAUAAAACAAAUAAGUUUUACUAAUGAAGGUGAUUAGUCAACACCAACAAUGACAAGGAACUGAUUGUUUAAAAAAGUAGUUUAUAUACUGUAACUGUUCUUUGUAGUAAACUUUUAGAAAACUCGGAUUUAUUUAUUGUUCUUAUGUUAUUUUACAUGAGCAAUAUCCUAUUUCAUAUUUUUAUUUUUUUCAUAGAAUGAUGAAUUGAAAGCAUGUAUUGAAACAAGUCGUAAAAUGGAAUUACGUUUUGGUCAUUGGUUUGAUAGAGUAAUUAUUCCUGAAACAUUAGAUACAACUGUUACAGAAUUAAUGCGUUUAGCUAUUAAACUUGAACGUGAACCAACUUGGGUACCAAGAUAUUGGUUAGAUCUGGAGUAAAACACUGAUUGUAUGGUUGUUGUAUUACUUUCAAAUCUGGCAUUUCUUCUUUUUUCUCUUUUUUCUUCUGCGUUUACUGUAUAAUAUGUCAUGAAUAAACUACUGAGAACUGAAUUGAUCGGUAACAUUGUUGUAUACACUAAAAACAAUACAUAUCAACAGUUUGUUGACCUCUUCAAUGUACAAUGAAACGACGAACCAUGUACGAAAGUUCUUCGAUACAUAUCUACAGUUCGAUAUUGCUGAUUUUUUUUACAAUGAGAAUAUAUUUUUGUCUUUUAUUUUUUAGUUGUACUUUUCUGUUUUACCAUUUUCUGUAUUAUUGAUUAUUUUUGUAAAUUAACAGUUACCUUUUAUAAAACAUCAUUUUCAUUAUUAUUGCGGUUGCUAAUUGUAUUAACUUAUUAAUUUACUAUUAUUAUUAUUUUACCUCAGUAUUUUGAUUAGUUGUUUCUAUUUUGUUCCCCUUUUUCUUUUGUACGAAUAUGCAAUUAUUUGAUCAUUCUUUUUUAUACAAAAUAAUUAUGCAGAAUAAAAGAUUGAAUAGUUGUUUUAUUGAAUUUAUAAACUAAUGUCUAAUUUGCAAUAAAAUAAUGUGCCUCCGAAUGCCUUGGUACGGUCGAGAGUGAGGAGAGUACGCUCUCCCUCUCGAAAUGCUCUCACAUGGCCAGCGAAUAUAUAGCCUCUGACAGGGAAAUCCUACUCAC
Schistosoma rodhaini is the source of this 4941-nucleotide messenger RNA. NCBI's taxonomy places the organism in Eukaryota, Metazoa, Platyhelminthes, Trematoda, Strigeidida, Schistosomatidae. The record is from the annotation of a GenBank genome assembly.